GAUUAGGGCCUCUUAAAAUAAUCUACGCAAUUCAUCGACUUCGCAUCAUCCGCACCUUGAUCCGACUUAUCACGAGUAGUUUGUUCAGUGUUCAAAACUCAACGAUACACAAAGGUUGAGCACGAGCAAGAUGAAUGGAUGGAUGGGUUUAGGGAAAUCUUACCAAAUUUCAUCUCUCAAAGGUUCCAGACCCCACAGUGGCAGUUAGUCUUCCUGUCAUCAACAACUCUUCCUUCAAUCAGUGAGAUAAGAUUUCCAUUUUUAUUGAAAACUUAAUUGGUAAACAUAUAUGUAUAUAUAUAGUCGACAUACAGUUGAAUGGCUUAUUCAAAAAAGUCUGAUACACUACUUCCAAAUACACUUAUUUAUGAAAUGUCUUCUUUGAUGCAUAUUCUGGGCUUGAGCUUAUGGCUCUUCUUGGCCAGCCAAAGCUCGAAAACUGCAGUUUCACAGAAUCCUGCAGAGGUUGUUCAAGGAAGUGUAUAUAUUGACGGAGGUUUGUCAAUUGGUAUGAUAGAUGAAGAUUUCAUUUGUGCUACAAUGGAUUGGUGGCCUCCCACCAAAUGUGACUAUGGAACUUGUAGCUGGGGCAAUGCUUCGCUACUCAAUCUGGAUAUUGGCAACAAGAUUUUGCUAAACGCGAUCAAAGCCUUUUCUCCCCUGAAAAUUAGACUUGGUGGAACUUUGCAAGAUAAAGUCAUAUACCAAGUUGGAGAUGAUCCCGGAGCAUGUACCCAAUUUGUUAAGGAUAGCACAGAAAUGUUUGGAUUUACUCCAGGUUGCUUGCCCAUGUCCCGGUGGGAUGAUUUAAAUGACUUUUUCAAGAUGGCAGGGGCAAAGGUUAUCUUCGGUUUGAAUGCAUUAAAUGGGCGUAAAAUUGGCUCCGAUGGGUCUACAACAGGAGCUUGGAACUCCAGCAAUGCAGAAUCUCUCAUAAGAUAUACAGUCAAUAAAGGCUACACUAUUUACGGCUGGGAGCUUGGAAAUGAACUGAGUGGCAAUGGAAUUGGAGCAAGUAUUGCAGCAGAUCAGUAUUCAUCUGAUGUGAUCAAUCUUCAGAAAAUAGUGCAAGAUGUAUAUAGUGGAUUUGAGACGAAGCCACUGGUCCUUGGACCAGGAGGAUUCUUCGACGCAAACUGGUUCACAGUAUUUAUAAAGGGAGCAUCCAACUCACUUCAAGUGGUUACACACCACAUUUACAAUCUUGGUCCAGGCGUGGAUGAGCACCUUGUUGACAAGAUACUCGAUCCAUCCUACCUCGAUGGUGGUUCGAAGCCCUUCAAAGAUCUUCAAAGUAUUCUCCGAAGAUCUGGAACUUCGACCACAGCGUGGGUUGGUGAAGCUGGAGGGGCUUAUAAUAGUGGUCAUAAUCUGGUCACCAAUGCAUUCGUCUUUAGCUUCUGGUAUCUGGAUCAGCUUGGCAUGACAGCAACUUAUGAUACUAAAACAUACUGCAGGCAGUCAUUGAUUGGUGGAAACUAUGGUCUACUCAACACUACCACCUAUCUUCCAAAUCCUGAUUACUACAGCGCUCUUCUUUGGCAUCGUUUGAUGGGAAGACGAGUUCUAUCAACACGCUUUGUAGGGACAAAUAAGAUUCGUGCAUAUGCUCACUGUUCAAAGAAUUCACGAGGAAUCACAUUGCUGUUUAUCAACCUGGAUAAUACUACAGCAGUUGAAGUUAGCCUUUCAAUCAAGAAUGCCAUCUUAGUCAAGGAAACAUCCCAGAAGACAGAGUUUCAAAGGAUAACUAGAGACAAGAAGGCCACAUAUCAAGUUAUGAGAGAAGAAUAUCAUCUAACACCUGAAGAUGGUGAUUUACAUAGCCAAAUAAUGCUUCUAAAUGGCAAAGCCUUGACUGUAAAUUCUUCAGGGAUAAUUCCUUCAUUAGAACCUAGGAGAGUAAAUCUCUCAGACCCAUUAACUGUAUCUCCUUUCUCAAUUGUAUUUGCACAAAUACCCUCUAUUCAUGUUCCUGCGUGUAUCUGAGCAUAGACAAAUUACGUAUAUUGACAUUUAUUGAUAUAUUCUGUACA
Messenger RNA from Olea europaea var. sylvestris, 2036 nucleotides. Its product is annotated as heparanase-like protein 3. Bases 319 to 1989 code for a protein of 556 amino acids. The record is from RefSeq and is a predicted model, not a curated record. Gene Ontology annotation, molecular function: beta-glucuronidase activity. Lineage: Eukaryota; Viridiplantae; Streptophyta; Magnoliopsida; Lamiales; Oleaceae. The transcript is spliced from 11 exons. Gene Ontology annotation, cellular component: plant-type cell wall; membrane.